AUGUCAGACAUACCUGUGAAUGAAGUGAUAAGUGAGGUGGCACUCAUUUUCACUUUAGUUAUCCUCCAGAACAAUGUGUCCAUUGACAAGGAUGAUCUACAAAGGUUCAACGACAAGCUAUUGGCCAACAUCCAGGAUUGUAUUGAUCCAGUCAAUGGAGUCCUCUUGAGCUAUGGUAUCUUCCCGACAGCAGCCUGCAUCAAUCAUUCAUGCCUCCCCAACACGGUCCGAUACACUGACAACAAUGGCAUGUUGGUGUUCCGCAGCAACAGGGCCAUCCAGUCGGGUGAAGAGAUCACCACAAACCGUAUUCCUGAAGUGAUGCUCACAAGAUCCAAGCCACUUAGGAACAUUGUGACCAAGCAGCUUGAUAUCCAUUGUACUUGCAUUCGCUGCACCGUUGACAACAAGGAGUAUCGAUGUCCAACGUGUGGCCUUGGAGUUGACCGAAGUAUGAUCAAGACAUGGGAGCCAUUGCCAGAGAUCAACUUGAUGGCCGAGUGUACCAGUGUACCAAAGGUCAUAUCACCAUGGCUGGUUACUACGAGAUGCUAG
Acytostelium subglobosum LB1 is the source of this 555-nucleotide messenger RNA. RefSeq lists its product as hypothetical. The transcript has a single exon. NCBI's taxonomy places the organism in Eukaryota, Evosea, Eumycetozoa, Acytosteliales, Acytosteliaceae. The record is from RefSeq and is a predicted model, not a curated record. Gene Ontology annotation, cellular component: nucleus. Gene Ontology annotation, molecular function: protein binding. Bases 1 to 555 code for a protein of 184 amino acids.